UCUUGAUUACAGUUGAGACCUUUUUCCUUACAGUUAAUGUUAAAUAUAAAGGUACGUUUUUCCAGAAGUUACUUUGGGUGGAUUGUAUUCAGGGCAGGCUUCAAAUAUGGGCUAAUGUUGGAACUUUUGGGGUCUGCCUCUUCUCCGAAAAGUGGCAUGGUUUCAUGGACAGAAAGGAAUUAGGAGAAUAUCUAACGCUUUCAACAGUACUUUCUAGAAUGGGCAUGUCUCAGAUGUUUAUCAGGUUCUUGAUACAUUCGACCCUACGACUUUCUGUUAACUAGUGCUCCCUAGAUCUACAGCAAUUUAUUUGUCUUUAAUUCAUACAGGCAAUAUUCUUAGCAUUGUUUUGUGGUUUAAAGUUAGUCUUUAACACUUUUCAAAUAGCACUCAGAAGAGUAGUUUUCUGUAAGAGAGCUCAUGGCCUGUCUGACUUCCUAAAUAUAAUAACUCUCAGAUAUUAGAGUUAAUGCCUGUUUGAUUUUUUACUCCAUUCUUUUACACUGUGUGUAUGAAUUAGCUUCUGUUGUUGUUGUUGUUGUUGUUGGUUGGUUCUUUUUUAUACUCUCAAAAAUAAUAGUUUUUGAUUAAAAUUUUAAUUUCAACGUUUUGGGGACAGUUGGGAAAAUUUGAUAUAAUAAGCUUACUUCCAUGGUGUUAUCAUUAGGAUCAAAAGAGAUUAUAGGCCAGGCGUGGUGGCUCAUGCCUGUAAUCCGAGCACUUUGGGAGGCUGAGGUGGGCAGAUCACAUGAGGCCAGGAGUUUGAGACCAGCCUAGGCAACACGGUGAAACCCCAUCUCUACUAAAAAAUAUAAAAAUUAGCUGGGCGUGGUGGCUGGGGCCUGUAGUCCCAGCUACUUCAGGGGCUGAAGCUUGAGAAUCCUUUGAAGCUGGGAGGUAGAGGUUGCACUGAGCUGAGAUUGUGCCCCUGCACCCCAGCCUGGGCAACACAGCGAGACUCUCUCAAGAAAAAAAAAAAAAAAGAGAGAGAGAGAGAUUAUAUAUUAAAGAGGAACAAGUCCGUAUUACGAGAGUGGUCCCAGGAAAGUGAACUCAGAUCACUGCUGGCAAAGAUAAUUGAUGCCAUACCCCCACAUCAAAGCUUGUUUCACAUUCGUGCCUCAGAAAAAGUACAAGCCCCUCUCAAAUGCUUGAAGUUUCAAAGAUUAGACCCACCCUUGGCAUAGACAGAUUUUAGUAUAAUACUCCUAAAACUACACUUUUUUUUUUUCUGUCAUAAAUGUGCAUUGUGCUCAGUCAUUUAUUGCAGUGACCCAAACAGAGCCCAGUCCAGCUGUUUGUGUUUGCCCUGUAGUGAGAAGUGGACUAGGGCCAUGUGACUAAGAAAGCCAGACUGGGGACUGUCUUUUCACCUACAGAUGUUUUAAUGUGCUUAACAUUAUCCAAUACUAGCAACCGAAAUAGUCUAAAUACCACAGCAGGAUCUGAUUAGCUUUUUCAGAUCACUGCCUUUAUUUGCUGUUUGCAAAAAAGCUUAAUCCAGUGCUAGAGAUCAGGCUUCCUGCUGAGCCCUGGGGUAGUUUCUCUCAUUCUUUGUGUUCACAGUGGCAGGCAUUAGUGAGCAGAUUCCUCCUCCUCCUAAAUUAAAGCUGUGAAGUAGUAACUAUAGUAGCAAGGGAUAAAGAGAAGGAAGAAAACCCAAGGGAAAAAAGAAGACUGUCUAUUCAUACCAAGUACUUUCCUUGAUAUAUACAAAAGAAAGAGUUUCUAAUAUGAAUUCGUAAAUACUGACCUCAGUGUCUCUUCUAGUCAGUGCACAGCUAUUAAGUUUUAUUAGGUUUCAGUUGUAACGACUUUGUGUGGAUGCACGUUACGUUUUUCAUAUUUAUCCUACUCAAUCAAUCUCAGUUUUACCAGAAGAAUUACAUUUAUUAGCCAUAACAGUGGCCUUUCUCUUAUUCCUUUCAGUGCUGAUAUAUUUUUUACUCAGGAGAUUUCAAAAAAACUAUCACCACCAUCAAAAAAAAAAAAAAGAUAAAGUCUUUCUUCAUUUUUGGGACAUCCAUAUGCUUACCCAAGAUGUGACAUUUGAAUUCGGUGUAAUUCACACUGUAAUUUGCAAUAAAUGAUAAUACUAGAGAUGUUUUAUCUUGAUCCUUGAUGGGUUUAUGAAAUUAGACCAUUGCCUUAACUAUAUCAAUAAUAUUGCUAUAACCUUUUGGUCUUACUUUAGAAAUUAGUUUGUCAUUCAGAACCCAGUAAUUAUAUUUAGUUCAAAAAUAUUUUCACUGAUUUUUAAAUUUCCUACCAUUUUUGGAAUGGCAUAUAUCAAUAAAAUAUUGGAACUCUCUUGAGGAAGUAUCUGUAAACAAAUGAUGAUCUGUAAUAUGGUACUUUAUCUUUUAGUUUUCUUUCUGGAAACAACAAUAAUUUUCAGUUUUUAGUAGUCAGAAGAAGUGUUUUCUGUGCAAUAACUGAAAAAUCUUAACUAUAUAGAUCUUCUUAUUUUGUAAAUAGAGAUGAUCUCAUUUGCAUUUGAGUAGGCACAAUAAGGACAAGGCCAGGAGUCCCAAACUAGUGUUACUUUUUUCCAACUAUUCACAAACGAUCCUAAUUGUGUGUAACCUCUGUAUUUGUGUAUAAAAGGAGAUUGAUUUUGAUUGUUUUGGGUACUUUUCAUAUCUUUAGAAUUCAUGAUCAUAUAAUGAAAAAGUGUAGGCUCUGCAUAAAUCAGCCUAUAGCAGAAAAUUGUAUGUUAAGAGCAGUUCUUUGCCUUCACUGUUUUAAUUUGCACUGGAAUGAAAAGGGAAUGUGCAUGCUUGUGUUCUACAUCACAUAAGUAAAUAGUAGAACAGCUAUAGAGCUCCUUUUUCUUUAGUAGGGAAAUAUCCUUACAAUGCCUUGUAGUGUUUACAUUUUGAUUGAUUUUUUUUGUUGUUCAUAAUCAGAGGCCACUCAAGGUAUAACUUAUGCAGCCCACAAAAGCAAGUAGUCCACAGUAUUAUAAAUGCUGCAGCCUGAAACUUUGAAAUAAAUCGGGAUAACAAGUUUACUCACCAAAGGGGCUUAUUUUUAUAUACACUGUACACUACAGAAAGUCAUGGUUAACUUGUUCCUGAGCUAAAAUUUGAGUAUUACAUCUUACACAUUUUAUGAAAUACAAAUGCUUUAAAUAGUUAUGUUGUAUAUUAAAAUAUAAUGACUUUGCUUCUCUUUAAUUACAUGGUUAACUAGUAUCUGUAGUAAAACAAUUUUACACUGCUACUUGGCAUACACAGGAUAGGUUAUUCUGAUGAUUUUAGGUUGAAGUUAAAUAAUUCUGUCUAAAUCUACAGUUUAGAUGACUCAUUUGGCACAAAGUUAGAUAGAACUUGUGUUUUAUCUUACUAUGCUAGAGUUUCAGUGAAUUUUUAAAAAUCAGUUCUAUUUGUGAUCUCUUAAGUCUUUUUCUUUCGCAAUUGUAUUUGCAUCAUCUCUCCUUUUUGUUUUCUUAUCUUGCAGCAAAUUAACAAAUGCUUAAAAAUACAGAUUUUCCACUAUUUCCAGGGAAAUAGUUUGACUAUACCCUUCUGUCUCAUUUCACCAGUAACUCAUUUAUUAAAGACAGGGAUUACUGCAGUAGUUAAUUGCUACUUUGACACACUUCAUUUUCUUUCUUUAAUAAAAAUGAAAAGCUCAUAGACUACAGUAUAGCCUCAACUUUUUGGAAACAUGCAACUUUUACUACUUUAAAAUAUAAUUAGUUUCUUUGUUUCACGCAUUGAAAACUAGGAGGAAAAGCUGAAGUCUGCCCAAGCCAGGUGUUUCUUGUUGGCAGCCUGCUCUCUAAUGACUCCGCUCUCAUAGAGCAGCUGCCUACUAGUCAGCUUUGUAUGGCCUAUUGUUGCUGCACACCCCUCGUUAAUACACAUGCUGCCCGGGGCAGACCCUGCGAAUGACAUCAACUUGCUUAUCUUAGAAACCUACAAACCUGACGCAGGGUGCUGAGGUUGUCUUGCAUCUGCCCGGCCAACUAAUUGUGAGCUUUCUGGCCUAUGAUUGGCUGUGAUUCCACUCGGUAAUAGGUUAAGCAAAGACACUGCCAUUCCAUCUGUUCAACCAUUCAUUGUUCUUCUUGCCUGCCUGGAAGUCUGCAGCUAAAAUUGUGUUAAGGAGUUUACUGCUGAAGCUGCUACAGAAACCAAUGUCUUUGUAUUUUCCUGCUAACGAAUACGGGGUGCUUUGCAUUCAGGAAUAUGGAAAAAACAGCAAAGUGGAGUCAAGUGCACGUAACAGCUUCAUGGGCUUGAAGGCUCACCUAGGACAUGACCUCGGCCACCUUUAUGUGGAGAGCACUGACCCACAGUUAAGUCCAGCUGCACCUUGGUCAACAGUAGAGAGACCAAGUAUGGAUACCGUUAAUGCGGGAAAGGAUGAAAAAGAGGUGUCUGAAGAGAAUGCAAGCUCUGGUGACUCUGAAGAAAACACAAAUUCUGAUCAUGAGUCAGAACAAUCGGGUAGCAUUUCAGUAGAGCCAGGCUUAAUAACUAAGACUCACAGACAACUCUGCAGGUCUCCCUGUUUACAGCCUCACAUACUCAAGCGCAAUGAAAUUUUGCAAGACUUUAAACCUGAAGAGUCCCAGACUACAUCCAAGGAAGCAAAGAAACCACCUGAUGUGGUGCGAGAAUACCAAACAAAACUGGAGUUUGCACUUAAGUUAGGUUAUUCUGAAGAACAGGUUCAGCUUGUACUAAACAAACUUGGUACUGAUGCUUUAAUCAAUGAUAUUUUGGGAGAACUUGUCAAACUUGGAAAUAAAAGUGAGGCUGAUCAGACAGUUAGUACAAUUAACACUAUAACACGGGAAACUUCUUCCCUGGAAUCUCAGAGGUCUGAAUCUCCAAUGCAAGAGAUUGUAACAGAUGAUGGUGAAAAUCUGAGACCAAUAGUUAUUGAUGGCAGCAAUGUGGCAAUGAGCCAUGGAAACAAAGAAGUAUUUUCCUGCAGAGGAAUAAAAUUGGCAGUGGAUUGGUUUUUGGAAAGAGGCCACAAAGAUAUUACAGUUUUUGUUCCUGCGUGGAGGAAAGAGCAAUCCCGACCUGAUGCUCUCAUUACAGAUCAGGAAAUUUUACGUAAGUUAGAAAAGGAGAAAAUCCUGGUGUUCACGCCAUCCCGGCGAGUCCAGGGGAGGAGAGUGGUGUGCUAUGAUGACAGGUUCAUCGUGAAGCUGGCUUUUGAGUCGGAUGGUAUCAUUGUGUCCAAUGAUAACUACAGGGAUUUGGCUAACGAGAAACCAGAAUGGAAGAAGUUCAUAGAUGAACGAUUAUUAAUGUAUUCAUUUGUCAAUGACAAGUUCAUGCCCCCUGAUGACCCUCUUGGCAGACAUGGCCCCAGUCUGGAUAAUUUUCUGAGGAAGAAACCUAUUGUUCCUGAACACAAAAAGCAGCCUUGUCCAUAUGGAAAGAAGUGUACCUAUGGACACAAGUGCAAAUAUUAUCAUCCCGAAAGGGGCAGCCAGCCACAGCGGUCAGUGGCUGAUGAACUCCGUGCCAUGUCUAGAAAUACGGCAGCCAAAACUGCAAACGAAGGAGGACUGGUGAAAAGCAACAGUGUUCCUUGUAGCACCAAGGCUGAUAGCUCUUCUGAUGUCAAACGCGGUGCUCCAAAGAGGCAAUCAGAUCCAAGCAUAAGGACUCAAGUCUACCAAGACCUAGAAGAAAAGCUUCCCACCAAAAACAAAUUGGAAACCAGGUCUGUACCUUCCUUAGUUAGCAUCCCGGCUACUUCUACGGCAAAACCCCAAAGCACUACAUCUUUAAGCAAUGGCCUUCCAUCUGGAGUUCAUUUCCCACCUCAGGAUCAAAGACCACAGGGACAAUAUCCUCCAAUGAUGAUGGCAACCAAAAAUCAUGGAACGCUAAUGCCUUAUGAACAGUAUCCAAAAUGUGACUCGCCUGUCGACAUUGGAUAUUAUUCCAUGUUGAAUGCAUACUCAAAUCUGAGUCUCUCAGGCCCACGAAGCCCUGAAAGGCGUUUUUCCUUAGACACAGAUUAUAGAAUAAGUUCCGUAGCUUCUGACUGCAGCAGUGAAGGGAGCAUGAGCUGUGGGAGCAGUGACUCCUACGUGGGUUACAAUGACCGGUCCUAUGUCAGCUCCCCCGACCCACAGCUAGAGGAGAAUUUGAAGUGUCAACACAUGCACCCUCACAGCCGCCUUAAUCCUCAACCCUUCCUGCAGAAUUUCCACGACCCCUUAACCAGAGUGCAAAGUUACAGUCACGAAGAACCAAAGUUCCAUCACAAGCCUCCUCUUCCGCACUUGGCUCUGCACCUGCAGCACCCCACUGUGGGCGCCCGGUCCAGCUGUCCCGGCGACUACCCCUCUCCUCCAAGUUCAGCACACUCUAAGGCACCACACCUAGGGAGGUCCUUGGUGGCCACGAGAAUAGACAGCAUCUCUGACUCUCGACUUUAUGACAGUUCUCCUUCACGACAAAGAAAGCCUUAUUCCCGCCAGGAAGGCCUGGGAGGCUGGGAGAGGCCGGGUUACGGGAUCGACACCUAUGGGUACCGACAGACUUACUCCUUGCCCGAUAACUCCACGCAGCCGUGCUAUGAGCAGUUCACCUUCCAGAGCCUCCCCGAGCAGCAGGAGCCGGCCUGGCGGAUCCCGUACUGUGGAAUGCCGCAAGAUCCCCCCAGGUAUCAAGACAACCGAGAAAAGAUUUAUAUCAAUUUGUGCAACAUCUUCCCACCUGACCUUGUGAGAAUUGUCAUGAAAAGGAAUCCUCACAUGACAGACGCCCAGCAGCUCGCCGCAGCCAUUUUAGUGGAGAAAUCCCAGCUGGGUUAUUGAAAGAUGAUGCAUCUUUGUGGUGUUCAGUAGUUUUUUGUUCAGCUCAAAUGCUGAGGGAGGUUUGCUACAAUAGCACAUGUGAUCUCCUUCUCAGCAAGGAGGUUAUAUAGUAUCCAUUUAUGUGAAGUACUGUAUCAUGGAAUCUGUAUGUAUAGCCCCACAUGGUGGAAGUAUCACGGGAUUGCUUUACAUUUAAACUUUUUUUUAACAUUUCCUUUUUAAAGCUAUAUCCUUGGCUGGAAAUUUUUCCAGUUUGAUUUAAUAGAUGUAUCUGUGAUCUUUGAUAUUAAUCUUUGGUGCAUCAGGGGUUUAUAUGCAGCACUUUUUAUCCUUGUUUUGUGUUUUAUUAACUUGGUGUUUGUCUAUCAAUUGCAAGCAAUUACAAUACCUUCAGAAUGUGGGACAUUUGACUAGACCUAGCAAACUGUUUUUUCGAGCCAAGCUUAAUUAGACUCUUUUACAGCUUUUUAAGUUAUUUUUAUUUGGGGAAAGUGGGUUUCUUUGUGCUAUAAUCAUUAUUUAUAGAAACAAAGAUAUACUACAGCACUGACUUUAUAUUUUAAACAAAAUGUAAGUUACCAGUUUUAUGUUGAAAUGGGUAACAGUAUAUAUAUUAGAAUGAUUUACAAUAUGGCACUUUUCAUUGUGUUAUUUUUGUUUGGAUUUUUUUCUGUUAAGAAAUUAGUUAAUUUAAUAUGGUUGAUUUAAAAGAAAGCAGAUGCAAUCAAUGGAAAAAAUGUUUCCAUUUUUUUAAAUGAAUAAGGCAAAAGCUGUAACUGUUACAGGUUAGAGCUUUGUUAUCCAGCCGUGAUGUGCUUCUAGACAGUAGAAGUGGAAUUGAAUUCCUAGAUUUCCAUUAACCUGUAUUUUUAAUAUGUCUGUCUUUUUGUUUUGGGGCACAACAAUACUGGAUAAAAUAACCCUUUCACAGCACUUGCCUGUUUUUAAUGAAUCUAAUUAUUCACAAUGCAACUUUUAUAUUUAACAUACUCUUUAGCUUUCCUGCUAUUUAUCAAGGCUGGCCUGAGGUGGGUUUAUGUGUUGAGGAUAUGCAACAUUUCUUGAUACUGCACUAUAGAAAUGGUGAUGGAGAAGUUGUAAAUGGUAACUUAAAAUUUUUGUAAGAUAUUGUAUAUUUUCCAUUUUCCUGAAGGUAGUUUUCUUGGGGGGCCUGUUAUAUUAUUAAGGCCAGAUUCUUGCCACAAAUAGUGUAGUUUUAGAUACAGACUAAGGUCUGUUCUAGUAUUAGUAAGGGAUAUUUCUGGUUUCAAAGUCAUGGGUUUUGCUAGUGGUGAAUACAUUUCUGCGGAUUAGAAGACAGAUUUUGCAGCCAGUGGCAGACAGUUGAGUGACUGACAUCACUUGACGGUUGCCUCCAGAUUUUGAAUUGUACUUUGUGUAACAGACACAUUCAGAUCUUUUUCUGUAGUCUGCUUAGAUGCGCUGGCUAUUCUGAUUAUUCUACAUGCUACAGUUUGAAGUAAAGCCCUGAAAAACCAGAAAGUACCUUUUACUGUUGAUACAAAUUGUAUCUUUUUAACUAUAAGAACUGUUUUGAUUUGUAGAUCUAGUUAAAACACAAGUAUGUAACUAUGAUUAGACUUUUGGGCAACAUUUUAUCCCUUAUUUAAAUACAAAUUUUUAAAGUAAAAUUGAGGUCUAGAAUAGGUUAGAAAAUAAAAAUAACAAUUUAGAUAAAUAAAAGUGUUUGUCUUAGUUUUAUAUAAUAUAUUAAAACACAUUACAUAAAUUUAUUGGCAUUUUCUUUCUCCUAAAACUUACCUAGUGUGAACUUAAAAUAAAGGUAAAAUGCUGCCUGAAAAUAAUGUCCGAGCACCUUUGACUAGGAUAACAUUUUCACUACUUGUGUGACACUGUGUGUUGCACGAAGUAGGAUUUGGGUAUACAGUAAAUGCUUCUAAAAGGCAUUGUGCAUAUUGACAUAACCAAUAAUCUGAACCGUGUUCAGCAAACUUAAUUCAGGAAAGUGGUAUUCUACACAAUUAUUGCUGUUGUGUUUGAAAUGAGUGUGGCACUCAUCUGUACCCAGAAAUAAUAUGGGUGAGACCACACAACCCAUUGUGAGUGGUGUCUGUCUGAGAGCAACGCUACUCACCUGUGAAAUUGUUCUCCUUGAUUUGGUUGGUCACUAUAAAGCAAGUUUAAACAUAGAGGCUAACUCAGUGCCAAAACUAGGGUUACAGAUGUGUAAUACCUUUUAUUUUAGUCAUAUUCUAAGACUUUUUUUUAGUAUGAAAUCACUUUUAAAUUAUACAUGUAGGUUUUGCUUCCAUUUUCAUCAUUUUACCAUUUAUUUGAACAUUCGCCAAAUUUUACUCCAUUUAUUUAAAUGAGAUCUUAGGUGAGAUGUGUGUGACACUUUGAAUUUGACCUUCUUGUGUUAUUAGCUGACUAUUUGUCAUUGCCUCAUGGAUUUUAAAUUAUGGGAAAAUAGUGUAGCCAGCUGCCACCUCUACUGAAGUGAAUAGCUCUGAACUACCCACACUAAAUCCUUCAGUGUAAUUAAUUAUGAGUUUAAAAAUAGCAGUUUUCUUAUGUGAAGAGGACAAUUUGUCCCCUUUUUUUUAAUCACCAAUGUUGCAUUCAGAGCUGUAGAAUGAGAUAAUUGGCAGACUUUAGGUACAGCAAAUUCUUACUUAUCUAAAGCAAUAAGUCAAAGGAGCCCAUCAUUAAAUUAAGUCCAUAGAUCACAAGCCUUCAUGUUAGCCAAAACUUUCUCUUUAACCAAAUCUUUUACCAGACUUGCUAAUAAAUAACCAGAGAGGUGUGUUAAUAAGUGAAAUUGCCAGAAAUGGUCAACUGAUCAAAAAAAAAAAAAAAAGGAUUCAGAUUGGAGUAUUUUGCCCCUGAAUAAUUGACAGUUGACUGUACUUUACACAGUAAGUAGCCAGUCUGUUGUCUCUGUGUCUUAGUCCAGAGGGAAUAGUACCUAACUGGCCAAAUACUGGCUCUUGGUAUUUCCUUCUUUCUUGCAUGUGAUACAGACGUUUUCAGUCUUGUUUUUAUGAUCUCUCUAUAUAUCCUGAUAAGAGUUUGUCACUGACCUACACAUUUGGAAGAAAUGCACACCAGUAUACAAUAUUUGAUACUGGUGGAAACUUGACCUUUGUGUUUUUAUGAAAAUUCAUUUAUGAGAAUAUGUAAUAUAACUGAAGAGUAUUUUAUAUAUAUCUAUAUAUACACAAAUAUGUAUUUGUUAUGAGGUAUUAAAAACAGGGGUUGGGGGAGUGCUUCUGAUGGCUAACUUUUCUCUAAUUGAACUAUGUUUCUUUGAGUUGUGAACGACCAAGUCUGGGGUCUGGACAGCCAAUGAUAAGAUUUAGAACCACUUGGAUGGAAAGCGAUUCUUCACUGGUUUUAUUCUUGGUAUUUUAAAAGAAUUAUUUUGAUAUUUUUAAUAGAAUGUGUAAUUUUAAAGUACACAAAAAACUUAAAGUAGUAUUGAUUAUACAAAUAAUUAUUUAACAUGUCUUAUGGAUGUAUCUAUAUGUAUAUAGACAGUAAUAUAUUUAUAAAACAAAUAUACUUUGCUUAUGUUAUAGCUCUUGUUUGUGACAGGUGGGAGGAUGGCUCUAGGGGUGUGUGUGUGUUUGUGUGUGUGUGUGUGUGUGUGUGUUGAAAACUCAAGCUGUUUUCCUCUGAUUUACAAUGGUAUUUACUUUAAAGUAUAUUUGGUUUUCGUUAUUCUUUUUGCUAUUCAGCUUCCUUAUUCAAGAUAAGAUAAGUUGUACGGUUUUCUGGCCAUUCUGUUGGUGUGUGGUGCAUCCAUUUUAUUGUCAUAUAACUCCUGGAGAAUUCUCAAGUGACCUGAAAUCAAACAGGUUCUGGUUGGACAUAUACUUAUGUUCCAAAUAUAUUAAAGAUGGUAAUUCAGCUAACAUGUUAAGUUUCCAAGGUAUACACUGACAAAUAAAAUGAGGUAUUAAAAAGAGAUGGAUUACACACAUGCCUUAGAAUAAGAGAAAACAGAGCGUUAAUAAAAGUAAAAAAACAUACACUAUCUUAGCCCCCUAGGGCAGGGGCGGAUUUUUUCUGUAAAGGAUCAGAUAGUAAAUAAUACACAAAUCAUAUGGGCUUAAAAUACCAUUGUAAAAACUACUCAUCUCUGGCUUUAGAGCAUAAGAACAGCCACAGAUAACAUGUAAAUGAGUGUGGCUGUGUUCCAAUAAAACUUUAUUUACAGAAACAGGAAGCAGGUCAGAUUUGGCCUGUGGGCCAUAGUUUGCUGAUCUCAAGCAGUAAAUCCUAGUAUAUGUUAACAGAAGAAAUCAUAAUUGCAUUUCAGUUGACAUUCAAAGAAAAUCUGGUAGUUUUUGAUAUCCUUCAAAAGAGGAUUGUUAGACAUUCAUAUUAAAGCAUCUUAAUUCAUUUGAGUUUUUUACCUGUUUACACCUGUUAUUUAUUAGAUAUUUCUUGUGCUUAACCACAAAAGCAUUCUGUUAAAAUGUUUUAAUAUGUAUUGAAAUUUUUCAUGAACUUUUCAUUUCUAUUGAUAAAUGGGAAUCCCUUACCAACCUUUUUUUUUUUAAUAGCCUCAUGGACGAAAAAAAUCUGUUGCAGCAUUUAAUUAGCCACAAAUACAUUUUGGCUGCAUUUACCAGUUACAUUUUUCUGUUGGUUUUGGCUUCUAAUAAAUGAUAUAUCUGCCAUUCUUUAAAAAUGGUUUUAAAGAAGAUAAAUAUAUUGUAAUUUCACAUGCUAUAGCUUUAUUCUGUAAGGUUAAAACUUGUGACUAGUAUAAUUGUAGCUAUAAUGUGAGUGGCAUGUUACAAUGUAACUCUUUAUAAGAAAUAAAAUGUAUCUCUGCUUUGUCUGUCCAGAUCUUUAGGUUUUUUAGAUGCUUUGGGACUGUCCCUGGUGAAUGAUAUUCUUCAUAUGAUCAUGUGUAAUUCUGAGUUCGUUGGAAGUACACGCUGCUGAGCAUGUUCAUUCACAGUGCUUUAUACCGGCUGUUGCAUCGAUAACAUCAUUUUCAUAAGAACAUUUAAACAGCAUGAACAUCAUUAUCCACUUCAAUAGUUAAACUUUCUUUUAAAAUUGGAAUGCAACUCUGGGUUUUAACAAUGUUUAUUGUUUUUUUAAGUGGUUACUUUGUUUUUCCUUAAUACUUUCUGUUAACUUGCUUAUUAACUCCUGUUGCAGUGUUAACUGUUAUAUGUUAGAAAGUGGCUUUUCCCCUAAGAUUCUUAGUCUUUUAGAUUUAAAGACAAUUUAAGGUUUUGGCCAUUUGGCAGUAGAAAAUGUGCAUGUUUUAACUUAGCUUUAUAAAAUCCCUAACGUUUUACUUCUUGAACCAUAUACCAAAUUUGCCAAUUUUCUGUCCAAGUAUUUCAGAUGAAUAACAAAAUGUUGUUCAUUAAAGCUUUCGCCACCUUUCUUAAAGCAGCUUAUGUUCCAAGGGAAGAAGGCAUCGAAAAGCAAACGUUUCUUUUUAUGAAGAAUACGUGUUCGAAUUCCUUCAGUUUUUUUGAAAUUAGAAAUGUCUUAUGUGAAAUAUUCACAAACAUACAGACUUCUGCAGAGACAAAGCAUUUCAUUGCAAGUGAACCAGGUUAUUGAUUUUAUCUUUUCCUUUCAGGGUUUUUUCUCCCAAACCAGAGUUGUAUGCUGCUAGUAGAAUUUUUUAUUUGAUCCUGCAAACUUUUCUUAUAGGAAAAGUAAGGCAAAAGAUGUUCAGUGCAACCAUCUGAUAAACUGAUGUGAUUGUAUUUAUCCUCUGUUCUGUGUAUUUCUGUAAUGGAAUCUUUAUAAUUCCCAAAGCAGUAUUUUAGAUCUACUGGAAAUCUAUAUCAAAACAGCUAUGUGAUUCUGCCACUGAGAAAAACAUUUAAAAAUUCUUUUUUCUUCUGCUGGUUUUUCUUUAAUGAAGAAAUUGAUCUCAUAUGGCACCAUAGAUGCUAAAUAAAUAAAAGCAUCAUAC
Messenger RNA from Chlorocebus sabaeus (green monkey), 12740 nucleotides. It is a transcript of the gene ZC3H12C, whose product is annotated as zinc finger CCCH-type containing 12C. Gene Ontology annotation, molecular function: metal ion binding; mRNA binding; RNA endonuclease activity. Gene Ontology annotation, cellular component: nucleus; cytoplasmic ribonucleoprotein granule. Lineage: Eukaryota; Metazoa; Chordata; Mammalia; Primates; Cercopithecidae. The record is from RefSeq and is a predicted model, not a curated record.